AUGGUCCACAGGGUUCUCACCUGGCUUCUGCUGCUCCUAACUCUGGUAUUCACUGUCGAUCUGGUGGUGAGCCACACCAGGAAUAUCUAUAGUUCAGAUGGAAGUAGCUUGGAAUUUAGCAGAAGUAUCAAAAUAUCUGAUGAAAAUAGUAACAGCAGCUUUACUCCUCUGAGUCGAUCGAAGCGUGUGGCCAUCUACAAUGGCCAGGGCAUUGUCAAGUUUGUCCCGAGCCUGGCAUACCCCAUCAAGCAGACCGACAAGGAGCAAUCCUUUUGGUGGUUCGUCAACGUGCAGGGCCAGUGGAUACCCACCACCGUUCCGCUCUACUGGUGGAGCUUUUGGAACACCACUGCCUUUGUGUCCACGGCCCGUGAGUGGCGCAAGGACAUGCAGGCGAAGGUUUUGCACGACGAGGCCCGAUCCUGGGUGUACAAUGCCAUCGAAAUAGGCAUGGAGCAAUUGGAUGGAGCUUAUGGAGGAGUCUGCCUGCUGAGAAGCAUCUGCGAAAUCGCCCAGAAACCCUUUCAGAACAGCAAUAUCUUCAGCGAGAUUGUGAACGCUGUGUUGGUACCUAGCUUGGACAAUGUGGGCAUAAAGUACUUGCACGCCCGGGAUGCCGGACGCGGAGGAGCCGACUGCGAGCGGACCUACAGCGACUGCAACCCGCUGCUCUGGACCCUGGUCAAGAACAUGGCCAAGAACCCUCUUUAAAGAUCACUCUGCUUUUUUGUCCUCCAGGCACUCAGGGAAUAACAAUUUUAU
Drosophila biarmipes is the source of this 762-nucleotide messenger RNA. RefSeq lists its product as uncharacterized. Lineage: Eukaryota; Metazoa; Arthropoda; Insecta; Diptera; Drosophilidae. The transcript has 4 exons. Bases 1 to 711 code for a protein of 236 amino acids. The record is from RefSeq and is a predicted model, not a curated record.